UAAAAUGAACGAAAAUGUUAAUCGCAAUACUUUACGAAAGUGUAAAUCCAAAGAAAAUAAAACAUCUGAAAACCAUAAAGCACGCCUUACCAAACAGCAUGAGAGAUACUACCAAAAAAAAGUAACAGAAACUACUGAACAAAGAGAUAAAAUCGAAUUGAAUCUUGAGGCCAAAACAGCCGCAGCAAAAGCUGCAGCAAGAUCAAGCCAUAAGACAACAAUAGUCGCAACAAGACCACAUGAGAUUGCAGCAGGACUAAGCUAUAAGACAAUAACCGCAGCAGGAUCAUAUGAGAAUGCAGCAGAACGGAGCCCAGCAGAAUUGACCUAA
This is a messenger RNA of Funneliformis mosseae, 331 nucleotides long. The record is from the annotation of a GenBank genome assembly. NCBI's taxonomy places the organism in Eukaryota, Fungi, Glomeromycota, Glomeromycetes, Glomerales, Glomeraceae.